AUGUUGUUAAAAGAAACGCGUAAUCGAGUCAUUAAUAAAUUAACUACACAUUUUAUCGAUUCACCAAAGUUGAAUAAAAAUAAUAGCAUAGAUACAGAAGAUAAUCAAGGCAAUAAAUUUUAUUAUUUGUAUUGUGAUAAUAUCAAAGACCCAGGGAUCUCAUUUGACGAGAUACUAGAAGCCUAUCCCGAAAAUUCUAAAUUAAUUCAGGA
Molecule: messenger RNA, 212 nt
Organism: Racocetra fulgida
Lineage: Eukaryota; Fungi; Glomeromycota; Glomeromycetes; Diversisporales; Gigasporaceae
Source: the annotation of a GenBank genome assembly